UUCAAAACAACAAAUCAAAAUAAAAAAAAAGGUGUCUUUUGCUCUCUCUACUCUUCCUAGGUUAAAAGAUUUCCAAAUUCCCUCUCUCAAUUCCUCAACAAUGGCGAUGAUCGAUCCAAAAAUGAAGCGCUACUCAGUUCCCCUAGUUCUAUUUGCCGUCGGUCUCUUCUUCCAGCUCGUCGUCCUCCCCAAUUCGUAUCCUCCCUCUCACUACGACGUUCUUGGAAUAAAGCCAUACUCUUCGAUCGAAGAUGUUACUGAGGCGUAUGAGAAGCUGUCAUCUAGAUGGGUUUCAGGUUCGGAGACUCCAAGUGCUAUUGCAUUUAUUAAGGUUCGCUAUGCAUUUGAGCUGCUCACAAAUCCGUUGUGGAAGAGAGAUUAUGACAUUUUUGGUAUUGAUGAGCAGCUGUGGGUUGUCGAAAAGGUGAAAGAGGCAAAUGAUGGGUUAAAAUUUUCUGAUAUCCAACUACCAUUACUCCAAGCAUCUUCAUCUGAUAAGACUAUCCAGCCCGUCAACAUGGUCACAUCUGAAAAUUUCAUUUCUAAACUUGGUAAAUCGAGAACAAUGUUAAUACAGGUUUAUUCAGAUGGCAGUCCUCGCUGUAUCAAAUUUAUCAGUACAUGGAAAAUGAUUGCUAAUUUAUUGGAUGAGGUUGUGGACACUGGCAUGGUGGAAUUAGGUGAUGUUCAACUAGCGUCUUUCUUUGCAGAGAGGAAGCGUACUCAACAGCCAUUUUUUCGAAAUGGUGUCCCUGCUCUUGUUGCAUUUCCUCCUAACUGCGUAAGCUCAAAUUGUUUUGUGAGGUAUCAAGGAGAUCACACCGUGGAUGCAGUUAUUGAUUGGAUGGCUACAGAUAUACUUGGUUUACCUCGCAUCCUAUAUUACACGAAGGAAACUUUGGUGUCCAAAUUCUUUGCUGAGAGCGGUUAUCAUAAGGUGAAAGUCAUCUGUUUCUCAAAAAAUGGAGAGCGUGCUGUCCCUUUCAUGCGGCAAGCUGCCAGAGAUUAUUGGGCCUAUGCAUCCUUUAGUAUGGUCCUGUGGAGAGAAGAAGAUUCUUCGUUUUGGUGGAACAUGUUUAAUGUGGAAUCGGCUCCUUCCAUUGUUAUUCUAAAGGAUCCAGGGGUCCAACCUUUUGUUCACCAUGGAAAUCUAAACCGUUCACAGUUUUUAAAGAUCAUGGAGAAUAAUAAACAUCAAGAACUUCCUCAGCUAAGGAGUGUGACAUCAAUGGAAUUAGGCUGUGAUGCAAACGGUUAUUCCCGUGCUGGAAAUAAUACAGUGAGCUGGUACUGCGUAGUUCUUGCUGGGCGCCUUAGUGUAGAACUGAAUAAAAUGCGUGAAACAAUGCGGAAGGCCAAACAGAUAUUGGCAGGUAAUGUUGAUUCAGAUAUCCCUGAAGCAACUGUUUCAGCAUCAGCUGCUGGUGUUGCUCUAAAGGAGAACCGCCUCACCUUUACAUGGCUGGAUGGUGAGACUCAAAAGAAAUAUUGUUUAUUCUACCUCUAUUCAGAGAAUAUCCAAGAAACUUGCGGGCCUAGAGGAUAUGUAUUAACCGAAGUUCCACGGCUGUUUAUCGUGCGUUACAAAAGGAACUCUACGGAGAGAGAAGCAAUGGCUAAGAGAAAGAAAAACAAUGUCUGGAGCAUAUACCAGGAGGAGGAUACUAAUGUGGCCUCCCAGCUAGUGGCAAGGUACAAUGGUUCUCAGGACGUUCAAGAGAUCAUUCAGUGGGUCUCGCAUAUAAUUGAGGAUGGUGAUACCCGUGAGCUUCCCUAUUUUGUUGAUAAUACUCCAGAGCUCAUCCCAGAGGAUGCAAAUCCGAUGUGGACAAAACGUGCCCGCAAUGUUUUUUCUGCAGGAAAAGGACUGAAGCAUAGGGUUCAGGGUUUCAUUUCUGCUCUUAGUGAAUACAUGAAAGAUCCCCGUCUCGGUCCAGUCUUCCUGUUGGGUGCAUGUCUAUCAUUCGGAACCAUCUGGGUGCAAAAUAGUCAGCCGACUCAACCCACUCAAACGAAUGAUGGUACAGAGAAGAAAAGAAGUCGCAAGGCUGAAAGAUCAAACCAUAGAAGGCCCUCAAACGUUGAGAAACCUUCUUCCAUCACCGAUGAAGUACCAAAAGAUGCAUAUCAGAUGUUACCAUCGGACUCCGAUUCAGAAUAGCUGUUGGGUUUCAUAAAAUCAAUAGUCCAAAUCAAGCAGGCAGACUGGCAAAUACCUAUGUGGGUUCAAAUCAUGUCCCUUCGAGGGGCAGAGUUUUACUGAUUUUGAGUGGUGAUAUGAGAGUCAUGGCUCUGCUUCAAACUGUAAAGAUGAACCACAUAUUUGCAAGCCUUUUUUUGUCCUUACAGCUCAAAAAUUGUCUCUAAUUAUUAGUGUGCGCUCGAGGAUAAUGCCUUCAAAGAGCUUGAUAAGAGAACCAUCUCAAUCUUUACUCCGUCAUAUAAUUAAAUUUUGUUUUUUAGUUGUAGUGUACGAGAUAUAUCUUUGUAUCAUACAUGCAAAUAUCCUGCUACUUUGAAGAUGCUCA
Messenger RNA from Asparagus officinalis (garden asparagus), 2528 nucleotides. RefSeq lists its product as uncharacterized. The record is from RefSeq and is a predicted model, not a curated record. The transcript is spliced from 20 exons. NCBI's taxonomy places the organism in Eukaryota, Viridiplantae, Streptophyta, Magnoliopsida, Asparagales, Asparagaceae. The coding region runs from base 101 to 2161 and encodes 686 amino acids.